Messenger RNA from Ostreobium quekettii, 2787 nucleotides. The record is from the annotation of a GenBank genome assembly. Lineage: Eukaryota; Viridiplantae; Chlorophyta; Ulvophyceae; Bryopsidales; Ostreobiaceae.
AUGCAGGAUCAGGAUUGUGCACACGCAUCUCACAUGCUGCAUGGCACUGGAGCGCAGGAUUGCAGCCAGCCACAGUCACAGGCGUGUGCAUCCAUGGGUUCCUCCCCAGGGAUGGCAGGGAUGGUGUCUCCCGCUUGUGAUGUAUUUGGAAGCCCUGCUCUGACACCAGCGCAGGAAAUCCUCCAAUCUCUUGAAUCGUUCAGUGCUACAGUCCAAAAGGGGUUUGGCAUGGAAAAUGCCGUUGGCGUGGAGGAAAGUCCAGAACAAUGUGGUGGCCCUGUCAACAGUGCCCCUUCCAACUUUGUGUCCUCUUCAACCUUGAAGAAGAGGGGACAGCUUUUGGUCCGGGGCAUGAGGGCACACCGGCCAAGCAUUCGUCGGCAGCACUUUGCCUUUGUGGACAAGUCGAAGCUUGACACAGAAGAGAGCAUUAGGCAAGAGCUGAUGGGGUUGGGGGGUCUUGUCCGAAUACAACAUGUGGCCUUGGGGUUCCAUGCCGCACAGCGCCUGAAGACGUCACCAUCUCAGGAACUCUUGAUCUGGUUGUCAGACAUGGCCAUGAAGCACAUGCCAGCCGUGAAGCAAAAGGACCUUGCAAUUGUGUUCUUUUCGGUCGCAAAGUUGAGAUACCUGAACCCAGAGCUGAUGGAAGCGAUGGGGAGGGCGCUGCUGGUAUUGCGAGUCGAGACACUCACGACCUUCAAUUUGAGCAACAUAGUGUACUCACAGGGACUUCUGCAGCGCUGGCACAGACGAAGAGACAGCAGUUCGCCAAGGGAGUGGUAUCCUUCCCAUAGGGCAGUAAACAAAGCACUGGCAGCCAUGGCAACGUCAUCCCACUGUCUCAGGUUCUUCUCUGCGGUGCAACUGAGCCAAGUUGCCUUUGGAUUGUCAAAUCUGGACAUCAAUGGGACCGACUUAUGGGCUGCCGUUGCAAAGGAGAUCACUGAGGACUCCCGACUUGGCACACUUAGCAGUUUUGAUCUGUGCAACGUUCUGCAGUCGCUGGCCCGGGUGGGGUUCAAGGGCGACGACGCAGUGCGCAAGAUCGUCGGCAAGCUCUCUGAGCACGACCGCCUGGCCGCCGUGGACGCCGUCUCGCUCUCUUCCCUCUUCUACUCCCUACGCCGCCUGCAGUGCGCCUACUGGGACGACCUGGGGCCCAUCUGCCGCCACGCCGUCAGCCCCGCCGUCCUCUCCUCCUACGACGUCGCCAUGCUGUCCAACGUGGCCUACAGCCUGGGCCGCAUCUCCGCCCACGACCCCGAGCUCUGGCGUUCCUUGGGGCCCGCGCUGACCAAGCCCUCCGUGCUGGCCGCCCUCAACGAGCAGCAGCUGUGCAACGCGCUCCACGGCCUGAUGCUGGCCCAGGUCACGGACGAGAAAGUCGUCCUGCCGCUGGCGCGCGAGGCCACCCGCCGGGAGCGAUCGGCGGAUCGCACCCCUCAAGGCGCGGCGAGUGCCUACCUGGCGAUCAGCAAGCUGGGCGUGCGCGACCCGGACCUGGUGACCUCCCUGGUGCGCGACAUCAUCAAACCGGGCUUCCUGCGCACUUUUCACGUGCGGGAACUGCUGGCGUGUCUGUUUGCAAGCUGGUGUCUCUCCGGCGCGGACAUUUUUUUGACCAGGAGGCUGACGGAGCGCGUGGUCGGCGAGCUGCUGCGCCGGCGGGAACUGGACGCCCACAUGGGCAGCUGGGCGCUGCACAUGCUGACCCAGAUGGGCUACAGGGACCAACGCCGCGUCAGGCACCUGUUCCUUAAGGUCACGGGGGAGGAGGCGCUGGCCACGGCGGCGCCCGAGGAACUCGUGUCCCUGGCGAAGAGCAUGGCCAGGCUGGAGUGCAGGGAGGAGUCUGUAGCGCGGCGCCUCGCCAAGCACGCCACGAGGCCGGACGUGCUGGCCAGGCUGGACGGAAGGGCGAUCGGCCACUUGAUGAGCGGCCUGGCGGCGUUGCGCCACGCGGGAAGCGAUGUGAUAGGGCCGCUCGCCGGCGCAUUGGCCGCGCCCGGCGUGCUGGACGGCAUGACCGGGGACCAGCUGGCGUACCUCCUCCAGAGCUGCCAGAGGCUGGGGUGCCGCGAUGUGGCGCUCAUGGCGGCUCUGGCGCCCAGGGUGGGCCGAGCCGAGGUGUGGCGGGCGGCGUCGCCGUGCUCGCUGGUCGUGGCGGCGCGGUGCCUGGGGGCGAUGGGGUUUGAUCAUCCUGUGGCGGCCCGCGCGCUGGUGGCGGAGGCCGUCGGGGCUGGGCGCCUGGUCGAGAUGGGCCCCAUGACGCGGUGGCUGGUGGGCAUCCUGUGCGCCAUGCCGGCGCUGGGCCUGCGGGACCGCGAGCUGGCGCAGCCCUUCUUGGCGGAGCUGGGAAGGUGCCCCGAGGGCGCGACCGAAAUGACUAAGGGGGAUCGGUGCCGGCUGGGCAGGGCGCUCCAGGCGAUGGGGUUCGAUCACAGGGAAGAGGGCGUCGCGGCCGCGCUAUCGGCGCGGGACGCCCUGAGGCUGGGGCCUCUCGCGGUGGCGGAUCAGGGGCCCCAAGGCACCGAUCUGGUGGAGGAGGGUGGGCAGGAGGUCGGCGACGGCGACGGGGUGGGCGCGAAGCUGCUGGAGGACUUGAACGCGAGGAUCGACGCGUCAAUUGGCGGUGCGGGCGGCCGGGGGAUCGGGGGGCGGAGGAGGGGGCGCGCAGCGGGGGGAAAGGAGAAGAGGGGGGGAGGGGGAAAAGGGAGGAGUGGGGGAGGGUUGGGGAGGGGCCGCCGCGAAGGGAGCGACGACGACUUGCCCGAGGGGCUGUGA